AUGCCUACUCUUCACCAGUACGACUAUGUCUUCGCGAUCGGCACCUUCUUUGCCCUUCUUGAUGCGUAUAACAACGGUGCUAGUAAGUUCUCCAUGGCAGUACCGGGUUGUGGUAUUUGGAUGCUGACAUGAUCAUAGACGAUGUUGCCAACGCCUGGGCUACCAGUGUCUCCUCCAAAUCCAUCUCUUACCGAUGGGCCAUGGUCCUCGCUACCAUCUUCGAGAUGGUAGGUGCCAUCACUGUCGGUGCUCGGACUGCAGACACGAUUAAGAACGGCAUCAUCCCGAACAAGAUCUUCAACGACAACCCUGGUGUCCAGAUGCUCGCCUUCACCUGCGCCCUUGCUGGUGCCUCCAUUUGGGUCAUGUGGUGCACCAAGCACUCCGCUCACGUUUCCUCCACCUACUCGCUUAUCUCCUCCAUUGCUGGUGUCGGUGUCGCCGUUGCUGGAGCGAGCCAGGUCCAAUGGGGGUGGAACGGAGGCAAGGGAUUGGGAGCCAUCUUCGCUGGUCUCGCUAUGGCACCUGCCAUCGCCGCUACUUUCGGUGCUACCAUCUUCAUGCUCAUCAAGGUGGUCGUCCACAUGAGGAAGAACCCGAUCCCAUGGUCGGUCUUCACGUCGCCAUUCUUCUUUCUUAUCGCCGGUACCGUCUGCACGCUCUCCAUCGUCUACAAGGGUAGCCCGAACCUCAAGCUCAACGCCAAGCCAUCUUGGUACAUUGCCUCCGUCACUGUGGGAACUGGUGUCGGUCUCGCUGUCCUGGCCGCCCUCUUCUUCGUUCCAUUCCUGUACUCCCAGGUCAUCCUAAAGGACGCCUCCGUCAGAUGGUACCACGUCUUCAAGGGACCACUUCUCAUGAAGCGCACAGUUGUCGAGGGUGCCGAGCAAGCUCGCGUUCCGGACUACGCCAUUGGCCACCACGAUGAGGAGCAGUCUGACGGUGAUUCUGGCGAGACUUCCGUUGAUGGCCCUGGCUACGGGGACAAGACUCUUGCCUCGGCCGAAGUCACUCAGCUUACCUACAAGGAGCGCGUCAAGGCCGGACAGGACCGUCUUCACGCCAAGCUUCGACAAGGCCGUGGCCCUCUCGGCUGGGCCAUGCGCAGUCUCCACGACAACCCAAUGCCCGCUGGUGAGAUCUACGAAUUCAAGAACAUGAAGGUCUUCCUCUUCAAGCGCGUCCCUGCCAUGAUCGUCUGUGGUGCUCUUUACGGCGCCCACUACGACAUUCACGCCGCCCAGACUGGUAUCGCCGGUACUCCUGAGGGUGAUCGCAUGGCUCGUGUCUAUGAUCACGCUGAGAAGUAUCCCAACGAGGUCGAGCAUGCCUAUUCUUUCGUCCAGAUCUUGACUGCCUGCACUGCUUCUUUCGCUCACGGUGCCAACGAUAUCGGCAACGCUGUCGGCCCAUGGGCUGUCAUCUACUCCGCCUGGUCGACUGGUUCCGCCGCUGGAUCUAAGGCUCCCGUGCCGAUUUGGCAGCUCGCUGUCGUUGCCGCCACUAUCUCUGUCGGUUUGAUCACCUACGGUUACAACAUCAUGAAGGUCAUGGGCAACAAGAUCACCUACCACUCCCCAAGCCGAGGUAAGCCUGCCUCUUCUUAAUGCCCAAAUGCGCCAAUGCUAACAAGUUCUCAGGCUGCUCCAUGGAAAUGGGAGCUUCGAUCACUGUCCUCGUCUUCUCGCAGUAUUCUCUCCCUGUGUCGACUUCCAUGUGCAUCACUGGUGCCACUGUCGGUGUUGGUCUCUGCAACGGCUCCUUCAAGGCCGUCAAUUGGCAGCGGGUCGGUCUUCUAGUGAUUUCCUGGAUCGUCACCAUCCCAAUUGCCGGUACCCUCGGCGGUGUCCUUAUGGGAUUGUUUCUCAAUGCCCCACACUUCUCAUAG
Molecule: messenger RNA, 1888 nt
Organism: Lecanosticta acicola
Lineage: Eukaryota; Fungi; Ascomycota; Dothideomycetes; Mycosphaerellales; Mycosphaerellaceae
Source: the annotation of a GenBank genome assembly